CGCCCCCGGUUCCCACACCGUCCCGGUGGCUGCGGGACGAGGCCGGGGAGAGGGACGGUCCCGAGAGGAGAAGAGGGACGAGGAGGAGGAAGGGCGGGCAGCCCGCCCCCGUCCUGAAUAAUGUGGCUGAACCGUCAGUGAAAUGAGAAACUGGGUUUAUUUACAGAAGAACCUUCAAUGUUCGUAACGAUCUGUAUUCUUCCUCACUGAGGUUCAAGGACUGGAGUACAGCUGUGCUUCAUUUGUGAAGGAUGACUGGGUUAGAGGGGGCCACUUGCUACUUCUGUUGCUGUUAUAAAGAAUGGGGAGUUUAGAUCUUGUGAAAUUAGCAGGGCUCCUGUUGACAUUGUUGGCUGCUUGGUACUUGGGAUACUUAUUUGCUGCUUUUGUAUCUGAAGAGAUAAUAACAACAUCUAUUGCUAAUCUUCAAGACAUUGGAAAGAAACCAGUGUUGAGAGCCCCAGUUCCAAAAAGGCAGAAGUGUGAUCACUGGUCUCCCUGCUCACCUGAGAGCUACGCCUAUCGGAUUCUUAGUGGUGGUGGCAAAGAAAAACUGGCUAAAAUUUGUUUUGAGGAUGAGCUGCUUAUAAGCGAAGAGAAGGGUAAUGUUGGAAGAGGUAUAAACGUUGCCACUGUGAAUUAUAAAACAGGAAAAGUUACAUCGGUAAAACUUUUUGACAUGUGGGAAGGAGAUCACUCAGGAGAGAUGAUGACUUUCAUUAAAAAUGUACCAGAAGGGUCCCUCCUUUUCAUGGUGACUCACGAUGAUGGAAGCACCCGGUUAAAAAAUGACGCCAAAAAAUUAGUAGAAGAGCUGGGAAGUAAAGAAAUACGGAAUAUGAAGUUCAGGUCAAGCUGGGCUUUUAUAGCUGCCAAAGGCUUCAAGCUGCCAGAUAAUAUCCAAAAAGAAAAGAUAAACCACUCUGACAAGAAGAAGAACAGAUAUGAUGGCUGGCCAGCUGAAAUCCAAAUAGAAGGCUGUAUCCCAAGAAACUUGAUCUGAACAAAUGCAUACCUCACUAAUAAAGAUGAUUCAAUGUUUUUAUAUCUAUGACUCUAGUAAAUUGCCUCCAGAACCCAAUAAGCAUCUGAACACUAAUUGUAAAAUGUCAUAUGCAUGGUUUUUAACCUACCUUUCCUCUGUGACGUUUUACUCUAAUCUGAAAACAAAUAGGUAUUUUGAUGACAAGUGGAAAUAAAAUACUCUGGUUUGGAAUUACAAUGUUCAGGAAUUCAGUCGUAAAAUACCAGGAUUUUUUAAAGUGACUAUACAUUGUCAUUAGUAAUUUUAGGGUUUGGGGUUUGUUUGUUUGUUUGUUUUUUGUAUAUGUGUUCUUUUGGUUCCCUUUAAAGACUAAUAUGCAAAUAGAAGUUAGUCUACAUUGUAAUAUAAAAUCACUAGCAAUAAAGCUAAUUAUUCUGAUGUUA
Messenger RNA from Gymnogyps californianus (California condor), 1428 nucleotides. RefSeq names its product FAM3 metabolism regulating signaling molecule B (gene FAM3B). The transcript has 9 exons. NCBI's taxonomy places the organism in Eukaryota, Metazoa, Chordata, Aves, Accipitriformes, Cathartidae. The record is from RefSeq and is a predicted model, not a curated record. Bases 302 to 1003 code for a protein of 233 amino acids.